Aspergillus wentii DTO 134E9 is the source of this 351-nucleotide messenger RNA. RefSeq lists its product as uncharacterized. The coding region runs from base 1 to 351 and encodes 116 amino acids. Lineage: Eukaryota; Fungi; Ascomycota; Eurotiomycetes; Eurotiales; Aspergillaceae. The record is from RefSeq and is a predicted model, not a curated record. The transcript has 3 exons.
AUGUGCAACAAUGAGCACAAUUGUUUUAAGCAUGAACGCGACCUCUGGCCAGCAUGGGUCAUUUUAAUUAGGAACAUGGAUUCUAAUAAGCUACAACUCCAAAAAUUAACACAUUGUAUUGACUACAUAGCACUGUCACAUUGCUCAGGUACACCAACUACUGAAGAGAAGGAACAGUUCUACACUACUCGGAAGAACCAUGAUGGCCGGUUAAAAGAGUUCAGCUAUGACCUCCUCCCCAUUGUAUUCCAAGACGCAGUUAUCGUGACUCGAGAACUCAUGGUGAAAUUCACUUUCAGAAUAGCUAAACAUAUAGUGAAGGCUUUAGCUGCUCUUAUGGAAGAAACCUAA